Messenger RNA from Sitophilus oryzae (rice weevil), 3391 nucleotides. Its product is annotated as E3 ubiquitin-protein ligase Bre1-like. NCBI's taxonomy places the organism in Eukaryota, Metazoa, Arthropoda, Insecta, Coleoptera, Curculionidae. The transcript has 15 exons. Gene Ontology annotation, molecular function: metal ion binding; ubiquitin protein ligase activity. Gene Ontology annotation, cellular component: nucleus; HULC complex. The coding region runs from base 342 to 3263 and encodes 973 amino acids. The record is from RefSeq and is a predicted model, not a curated record.
GCACGCAGAAUCUUAAGUCGCGUUCACACAUCUAAGCACCAAAACCAGACAAAACUAUUUAUUUUCCUAUUUUAAAAAUAUUAAACAAUAAAAUAUUUACAUCGGUGUUUAGUUAUUAACCUAUUAGUUGUUUAUGUAAUAUUUUUGUAUGUAAAUUUAGGCAGGUUUUAGAAUAUCAAUGUAUUUAUUUAAAAGUCGGUUCCGGUGUAAAGUCACCUUAAAACGCCAAAGAAAAUACGUGACAUAUGACGUAUGAGUUUCUUCAGAAUUUUUGAAUAUUUUUGUUUUUAAAUUAAUUAUUAAACAAAUAUUCAAUUUUAAACUGAAGUAACCACUAAAUCAUGUCGAAAAGACACGCAGAGGAGCCUACCUCCUCUGGGGGCCUGCCCCCCAUUAAGAAAAUUCAUUUUGAACCCCAUUUAAUCGGUCCUGUCUCUACUCUCGAAGAAAUGGACAUCAAGGUGCUUCAGUUCCAAAACAAGAAACUCGCACAGAGGAUCGAGCAAAGAUGCAGAACAGAACAGGAACUGAGACAACGGAUUGAACAGCUUGAGAAGAGGCAAACUCAAGACGAUGCUAUGCUGAACGUGGUGAACCGUUACUGGAACCAAUUGAACGAGGAUAUUCGUAUUCUAUUGCAAAGAUUUGAUGCAGAAACAGCCGAUGAGUCUGAAAAUAAAAAUGAAAAUGAGGCUACUACGUCUUUUCUUAUGCAGCUCUCAACUUGGGACAAGGACGAACUCAAUGAUAAACUGGCCAACAGAGUUCAAGUAUCAAGAAGAGCUGUGGCUAAAGUUAUUCAGGCUUUUGACAGGCUUAUGCAAAGGAACGAGAAAAUUACUCUAGCUCUUAAAGGAGAACUAGAGGGACAGGAUGCCCCAUCCGUUGACGAAGCUAUUCGCCAAACCAACAUACAACUGCAAGCGGAAAACAGAAACCUACAAGCACUACACACAACGUUACAUGAAAAAUACCACACAAACAGCUUGAAAGUGGCCGAAUUACAGGACUCUGUAACGGCAAAAGAGACAGAAAUAGCCGAAUUAAAAAAUCAGAUAGAUGAUCUUCAGUAUGAGCUGGAAAAAGUGAGAAAUAGGAAUGAUAAGUUGGAGACUCACUUGGCUGAAGCGGUCGAGAAAAUCAAGGCCUAUCAUCAGUUGCACGGUGACCCUGAGAAGGGUGUUCAACAGAAACCGGUGGUGCAGAGCAGUGUUUCACAGGCUAAAUUAGAAGAUCUAAUGAAGGAAGUGGAAGAAUACAAGGAACUGGCAAACAAUAGGCUGCAAGAAUUGGACAAAUUGCAUCAAACCCAUCGUGAAACAUUGAAAGAAGUUGAAAAAUUAAAAAUGGAUAUAAGACAACUACCAGAAAGCGUUAUUGUCGAAACCACAGAAUACAAGUGUCUCCAGUCUCAAUUCUCUGUACUGUACAAUGAAUCGAUGCAGCUUAAAACGCAGCUGGAUGAAGCUAGACAGCAACUGCAAACCAGUAAGAAUGCGCAUUUAAGAAACAUAGAAAUGAUGGAGAGUGAUGAGCUAAUAGCCCAGAAAAAAUUGAGGCAAGAGGUCAUGCAGUUAGAGGAUUUCUUGGCUCAAUUGAGAAAAGAAUAUGAAAUGCUUAGGAUAGAGUUUGAGCAAAAUCUAGCGGCCAAUGAGCAAACAGGGCCUAUAAAUAGAGAAAUGAGACAUCUGAUCACUUCAUUGCAAAAUAACACUCAGCAAUUAAAAGGUGAAGUGCAUAGAUACAAAAGAAAAUACAAGGAAGCCAAUGGAGAACUACCGAAAUUAAAGAAAGAAAUAGAAGAUUUGCAAACUAAACUUACUCAAAAACAAGGUAGUCAUCAGCAAGAAUCUAAGGAAGCUAUUAAAAAAGAAGAUAUCAAAGAAGAAGCGGAUAUUAAGGAAGAAGGAAAUGCUCCUGUCAAAGAGGAACAAUCAGUGACGGACGUGAAAAAGGAAGGUGAAGAACAAGAGCAAACAACAGAAAAUGCUGAAGGAGACAAGAAUCAGGCUUCAGGAUCUGGAGAAAAAAAGGAUGUCAAGCAGGAGAAGAAUAUCAUUAAGAAAGAGCAACAAAUCAAAACGGAAAAAGAUCAGAGAGAAGCUCAGAGGGUCAAAGAGGCUAAAAUUGCUGAAAGUGAAAUGAUCAGGGAUUUGAAAAACCAACUAAAGAAAGCUCUGAACGAACAGAAAGAGAUGAAGCUGUUGUUGGACAUGUACAAAGGAGUGAGCAAGGAACAGAGGGACAAAGUGCAGUUGAUGGCGGCUGAGAAGAAGCUGAGAACGGAUUUGGAUGAGAUGAGGCAACAAAUGAAGAAAAUGCAGGAAAACAAAAGAGACGAUAAAAGGAAGUUAGCAGAAGAUGAAGCCCUGAAGAAGAUCAAACAGUUAGAAGAACAGAAAUAUGAGCUUCAGAAGCAGGUGGCUCUGCAAAAACCUUCAGAUGGCAACUGGCCAGGGGGCGUUGUCCAUCAAAUGAGACCAUUUGUUGGCUCCCAUGAGGAGGAAGCCUUGCUAAAUGAGAUGGAGGUUACUGGUCAAGCUUUUGAGGACAUGCAGGAACAAAAUUCAAGACUGAUUCAGCAAUUGAGAGAAAAAGAUGACGCGAAUUUCAAACUGAUGUCUGAAAGAAUCAAAUCAAAUCAGUUACACAAGCUGGCCAGGGAGGAAAAAGACGUUUUAAAAGAACAAGUGACUACACUGACGACUCAAGUGGAUGCUGCGAAUUUAGUUGUAAGAAAACUAGAAGAAAAAGAGAGGAUACUGCAAAAUACUUUGACGACUGUCGAAAAAGAACUGCAGUUGAGACAACAAGCGAUGGAAAUGCAUAAAAGAAAAGCUAUAGAAUCGGCGCAGUCGGCGGCGGAUUUGAAGUUGCAUUUAGAAAAAUACCACUCUCAAAUGAAGGAAGCCCAACAGGUGGUCGCCGAAAAAACAUCUUCGUUAGAAGCAGAAGCGUACAAAACAAAGAGGCUUCAAGAAGAAAUAGCACAACUGAAACGAAAGGCUGAAAGAAUGAAGAAGAUGGAGCUUGCCGGUACGACCUUGGACGAGGUCAUGAUGGAGGAAAUCAGGGAGUACAAGGAGACGUUGACGUGUCCUUCGUGCAAGGUCAAACGGAAGGACGCGGUGUUGUCGAAAUGCUUCCACGUGUUUUGUUACGACUGUUUGAAGACGCGAUAUGAGACGAGGCAGAGGAAGUGCCCGAAAUGUAAUUGCGCCUUCGGAGCUAACGACUAUCAUAGACUCUACCUGUCAAAUUAAUUAUUUGAAUUCUAGUUUUAUGCGCCUAUGUGUUUAGGUUAAGUGUAUUAAUUUUUUUAAAUGGUAUUUGAUCAAUUUUUGAGUAUAAAUCGUGUAAUUUAUUUAAAAUAAAACGUCUUUUUAAGUAG